GGCGGGAUACUAUAUUCCCCCAAUUCCAAUUUUAAACAAUCGAAUUUUAUUCGAUUAUAGAACGAUCGUGUGAAAAACAUUAGCUUUAAUGUUGUAUAAUCUUUAUUUUUAUUGAAUGAAGAAAGGUUAGUGCUCAAAUAAAGAAUUAAUAAUUAAAAAUAGUGUGUUCGCAUCGCUGAUAGAGCGUCAGAAUGUGCCAGCGGUCUCGGUACAUCAAUACAAGUGUUGGACGCGUUAUCGAUUGACCACGCUCCUUCAGCUUUGUAGACAGCUACAAAGAUGGCUGACAAUGUGGCGUUUGAUGAUGAGAAGCUGGUGGUAGGCAGUCCGAACCAAAGGAACUGGAGGGGCAUUCUCAUCGCGUUGCUUGUUAUUGUACUCGUGCUGGCGUUGAUUGUGACGUCAGUGGUGCUAUUGACACCACCAGAUGAAGGCCCACGGGUGAAAGGCAGGCGGCUAAAGAUACAAGACUUAGUUUCUGACGACCUGGUACCUGUAAGAUGGAACGGCACGUGGAUUUCUGGUGAUGAAUUUGUAUACCGAGACCCGUGGGGCGGCAUUAGUCUUAUGUUCGCGGCCAAUCAGACGUCCAAAACCUUGAUGCCAAACACCACAUUUAGAGUUCUAGAACCAGCAUCGUUCUCGUUAUCAGCUGACCGUCGCUUCCUGCUGCUCGCGCAGAGCCCGCGCAAGCUGCACCGCUUCUCCUACCUCGCUAGGUACAUGGUGUACGAUAUAUUGACCACCGAAUCCUACCCCCUCACGCCUCUACCAGACGAAGUGGGGGGCGGCGUGAUCUCCGAGGGUCCCCUGCUGCUCCUCGCCAUGUGGACACCCAAGGGCCACGGGCUGGUCACUGUCAAGGACUGUGAUAUCUACUACCGACCGGCGCCACGGUCUUCCACGGGGUAUAGAGUCACGGAGACGGGUGUACCCGGGACGAUUUAUAAUGGAGUGCCUGAUUGGUUGUAUGAAGAGGAGAUCCUCAAAUCCCGCUCAGCAUUAUGGAUGUCAGCUGACGGUCACAUGGUGCUAUACGCGACGUUCAACGACUCUUUGGUGCAUGAGCAGAAGUAUGCUUGGUAUGGAUCAGCGUUGGACACUGAUGAUCCUGCCAAGACGUACCCGGAGAUCAGAAGUGUAAGGUAUCCAAAGCCUGGGACCAAUAACCCGGUUGUGAAGCUCACAGUGGCAGAUAUUGCGGACCCGAAACACAUACGGACGAGACAUCUGUCCCCGCCGAAAGCUAUUCUUGAGGAAGGUGACUAUUAUUUCACAAGUGCGCAGUGGGUGUCGCUCACUGAAGUGUGUGUGGUCUGGUUGACUAGACUACAGAACCUGUCUGUAGUGUCUGUUUGCAAGAGUCCUAUGUGGUACUGUCAGGAGGUAUACAGGAUAUCAUCCGGCUCAGAGAGCUGGGUGGAAUCCGCCCCCGCGCCCCUGUGGUCAGCGGGGGGCGGAGCGCUAGUCACGCUGGCCCCCGUACGGGACGGUCCCGCGGGGCUCUUCCGCCACGUGGUGCGCUCGGAGCACAACGCGCACGGGCCCAGGGCUUUGCCCCUCACGCAUGGCAGCUUUGAUGUCGUCAGACUGUUGGCGUGGGACCAUGUUAAUCAGCAUGUUUACUACCUAGGUAUACCAGAAGGCAAGCCGGGUCAGCAACACUUGUAUCGAGUUUCCUCUGAACCGCCCCGUCCGGGAACUCCGCACAAACUGCCUUACUGCGUCACUUGUAUAUCUCAUCCCUCACCGUCAAUAAACCUAGACUACUACGGCAACCUGGCGUCGUAUCUAUACAGCUCAUGGGACAGUGACGCGGACGAAGAGUUACCAACAUCUCCUACACCUAGCAAAAAGAAGAAGAAAAAACCUAUGGAUGGUAUUCCAAAGAACUUGCCAUGUCUAUUCCACGAUGCUCACUUCAGUCCAUCAUCAGCGUACUUCGUGUUGGAAUGUCUGGGUCCGGGAGUACCGAUAUCGAGUUUGCAUAAAACUGCGCUGCCUGAACCGAGACUGAUCCUGCAUUUGGAGAAUAAUACUUCUGUUAAGGAAAAGCUCUCCGGUAUAGCCCUACCAACACCACGCACGUUCUCAGUGCAGCUAUCUAGCGGGCACGCGGCUCGGGUGCGGCUGCUCCUACCGCCCGGUCUACGGGAAGAUGAGGUUACUAAAUACCCGCUAGUGUUAAAAGUCCACGGCGUCCCCGGCACGCAGCUGGUGACGGACGAGUGGUCGCUGGAGUGGGGCUGUGCGGCGGCGAGCGGCGGGGCGAUAGUGGCGGCGGUGGACGCGCGCGGCGCGGGCGGGCGCGGGCUGGCGGCGCACCACGCGCUGCACCGCCGCCUGGGGACCGUGGAGCUGGCCGACCAGCUCGAGGUGGCCGAGUACCUCCGCGAGUCGCUGCACUUCGUGGACGCGCGGCGCGUGGCGGUGUGGGGCGCGGCGCACGGCGGGUUCCUCGCCGCGCUCGCGCUCGCCAGCUCGCUCGACGUGUUCCACUGCGCCAUCGCCGUCGCGCCCAUCGUGCGCUGGCGGUACUACGCAUCAGCGUACGCGGAGCGGUACAUGGGCUUCCCGAACGCGACGGGCAACUACCGCGGCUACGCGGACGCUGACGUCACCAAGCAGGCGCGGGCCCUGCGCGACAAGAUGCUGCUGCUCGUGCACGGCACUGCUGAUGAUACCGUGCACUUGCAGCAGAGCAUGGCCCUCGCGAGAGCCCUGGCUGACCAGGGCUCCAUGUUCCGUCUGCAGAUCUACCCGGACGAGGGCCACAGCCUGUCCGGGGUCCGGCGGCACGUGUACCGCAGCAUGUCCUUGUUCCUGGACGAGUGCUUCCGCAAGCUCGUGCCGCCCGAGAGCAAGGCCGGCCUCAGGAACGGCGGCAACCUCGACUGAGACACGUGGGGGGAAGAGGAGCUCUACUCUUGGUAAUCGCAUAAAGACUAUAUCGAAGAACCAGUAGUACAAUUUUUUCCAUAUCUCCUCGACUGCGGCCGCAUCAGUGUGCUUGUGAUGACAACUUAUAUGAUGCGACCAUUUUGUGAAUCGUGAUUCGUGAACCUCUCUUCCUCUGCGUGCAAAAUUAUAUUUUUGUUUAAAUACCUUAUUAAGAUAUUUAAUUAUCUUAGUAUCUUAGGGCAUUGACGUACAAUGAACAAACUCAUAAUAAUUAUAUUAUGCUCAUAUUAUAACGCUCAAAAUAUGUCCGAAACAAAACUCUGCCGCGCGUGAAUUAGGCAGAGUUUUUUGAGCGAUUGUAAGUCUAGUUAUAGUACGUCAAUGUUUUCAUUGUGGUAGCUAUAAAUAUGGGGUUUUAAUAAAGGUGUUCAUAAUAAUAUUAAUAAUAAGGACGACUCCGCUUCCAUUAUUUUUAGUAACUAAACGAGUUAGU
This is a messenger RNA of Colias croceus (clouded yellow), 3394 nucleotides long. It is a transcript of the gene Dpp10, whose product is annotated as inactive dipeptidyl peptidase 10. The coding region runs from base 280 to 2898 and encodes 872 amino acids. Lineage: Eukaryota; Metazoa; Arthropoda; Insecta; Lepidoptera; Pieridae. The transcript is spliced from 19 exons. Gene Ontology annotation, biological process: proteolysis. Gene Ontology annotation, molecular function: serine-type peptidase activity; dipeptidyl-peptidase activity. The record is from RefSeq and is a predicted model, not a curated record.